AGCGCGACCCGGCCACACCGCCUCUCCGCUGCGACAACAUUCUCCCUCCCGACAUCAGUCGCCUUUUCUCUUCAACGACGUUUUUCUUCAGAUAACAGCCCCCCUCCCCGUCUCACUAUGACUCGGAGCUGAUCUUCAGAGUGUCCAGGUGGUUCUGGGGUUCCAGGUUGGUGUGGUGAGAGAGCAAACUAACUGUGGGAAGGAGGACUGCCUGGGGCGUCGUGUCCCUGGCUCGCGAGUGAAGAAAGGAGGAGCUUGGCAAACUGUUCUGCAUCAUGGAGAAGGAAGACCUGAAGGUCCUCAACAAAGGGGAAGAGGAAGAGAUGGAGCUGCAGGGCUACCGUCUGUGUCGUUGGCGGGUGGCCCUCGUGGGCCUCGGGGUGCUGUGCACGGGGGGCUUCCUCCUCCUGCUGCUCUACUGGAUGCCGGAGUGGUGCGUCAAAUCCACCUGCACCCGUACCACAGCCCGUGAUGCCAAAGUGGUAUUGCUGCGCUCCACAGAUGAGUUCCGACGCUGGUUCCUUGCCAGGGUACGAGUGAUGCUGGCCCCGGGGAGCAACCCCUUCCACAGCCUGGAGACCCGGACCACCUCCCCCUCCCCCUCCUCUCCCUCCCGCCCCUUCUCCUCCCCCCAUCUGGCCAACGGACAUAACCUCGACCCCUCCGAUGGCGGAGACUUUGGUGACUACCAGCCCACACAGAUUCGCUAUUUUACCUUCCAUAGCACAAAGUAUUAUUGGAUUGACGGUGUGCAGAACUUUGAAGUUUUAAACGGCCUGGGUGAUCUACAAGUCAGCUGCUCCACCCUCCACUCAGAGCACAGUUCAGGCCUGACCAGGAACCAGCAGAAGUACAGGAGGCUGUUCUUCGGAGUGAAUGAAAUUGCAGUGAAAGUGCCUUCUGUUUUCAAGCUGCUUAUCAAAGAGGUCCUAAACCCCUUCUACAUCUUCCAGCUCUUCAGUGUGAUCCUCUGGAGUGCCGAUGAGUAUUACUAUUACGCUGUGGCCAUUCUUUUCAUGUCGGUCAUAUCCAUAGCUACCUCUCUGUACACCAUCAAAAAGCAAUACAUCAUGCUUCAUGAUAUGGUGGCAACUCACAGUACGGUCCGUGUGUCUGUAUGCCGAGCCAACAAUGAAAUCGAAGAGAUUUUGUCUACUGAUCUGGUGCCCGGUGAUGUUAUGGUCAUCCCCAGCAAUGGGACCAUCAUGCCAUGUGACGCCGUGCUGGUCAGCGGCACCUGCAUUGUCAAUGAAAGCAUGCUCACAGGUGAGAGCGUUCCUGUGACAAAGACCAACCUCCCCAACCCAUUGCCCGGAGAGACGGGGGAGGCGACCGACUGUGUCUACAGCACGGAGGAACACAAGAGACACACGCUCUUCUGUGGCACCAACGUCAUCCAGACCCGCUUCUACACAGGAGACCUGGUCAAGGCGGUGGUGGUCAGCACAGGUUUCAGCACAGCCAAAGGCCAGCUGGUGCGCUCUAUCCUUUACCCGAAACCCACCGACUUCAAACUGUACCGUGAUGCCUACCUCUUCCUGCUGUGUCUGGUGGCUGUAGCUGGAAUUGGCUUUGUCUACUCCAUCGUCCUCAGCGUCUUGAACAAGGUCCCAGCAAAGACCAUCAUCAUUGAGUCCCUGGACAUUAUCACCAUCACUGUGCCGCCUGCGCUGCCAGCCGCCAUGACAGCCGGCAUCGUGUACGCCCAGCGACGCCUCAAACAACUCGGCAUUUUCUGCAUCAGUCCACAGAGGAUCAACAUCUGCGGUCAACUCAAUCUGGUCUGCUUUGACAAGACUGGAACUCUGACAGAAGAUGGAUUAGAUUUAUGGGGAGUCCAGCGGGUUGAGAAUGGCAGUUUCCAUCCGUCAGAGGAAAACGCAUACAAGGAGAAUCUUGUCAAGUCCCAGUUUGUGGCUUGUAUGGCCACCUGCCACUCUCUCACCAAAAUAGAAGGCCAGCUGUCUGGAGAUCCGCUGGACCUCAAAAUGUUUGAGGCUAUGGCUGGGUGAAUCCUAGAGGAGGCCACUGAGGAGGAAACAUCUCUCCACAACCGCAUCAUGCCCACUGUUGUUCGACCUCCAAAACAGCUGUUGCCCCCAGAGCCUGCCGCGACACCGGAGCAGGACAUGGAACUCUAUGAGCUCUCAUCAGCGUAUGAGAUAGGAAUCGUGCGCCAGUUUCCCUUUUCUUCAGCCCUCCAGAGGAUGUGUGUUGUGGCGCGUCUGCUGGGGGAGAAACGUAUGGAUGCCUACACGAAGGGAGCCCCGGAAGUGGUGGCUAGUCUCUGCAAGAAAGACACCGUGCCAGAAAACUUUGCCGAGGUUUUGGAGGGCUACACCAAGCAGGGUUUCAGGGUCAUUGCUCUGGCUCACCGCCGACUUGAAUCCAAACUCACCUGGCACAAAGUGCAGAACAUCAACAGGGAUCACAUUGAGGCAAACAUGGAUUUCCUUGGCCUGAUCAUCAUGCAGAACAAGCUGAAGGCGGAAACCCCAGCGGUGCUGCAGGACCUCCACCGAGCCAGCAUCCGCACAGUCAUGGUUACUGGUGACAACAUGCUGACAGCCAUCUCCGUGGCCCGGGACUGUGGAAUGAUCGCUCCCCGGGACACAGUGAUCAUUGCUGACGCCCUCCCUCCCCAUGACGGACAAGCUGCCAAGAUCACCUGGAGACACGCUGACAAGCCGAGCAAGGCGUCUCGCAUGGAGGACGUGAACAUCAGUGUGGAUGACGUGUGUCACGUAGAUGAGCCCAAAACACAAGAGCUGUACCACUUUGCUAUGAAUGGAAAAUCGUUCGCCAUCAUCUCCGAGCAUUUCCCUGACAUGCUUCAAAAGCUGGUGCUACAUGGCACAGUGUUUGCCAGAAUGGCCCCGGACCAGAAAACUCAACUCAUUGAGGCUUUGCAAGGCGUAGACUACUUUGUGGGGAUGUGCGGAGAUGGAGCAAACGACUGUGGGGCCCUAAAGCGGGCACAUGGUGGUAUCUCUCUGUCAGAGCUCGAGGCAUCUGUAGCCUCUCCCUUCACCUCUAGGACCCCCAACAUCUCCUGUGUCCCCAACCUCAUCAAGGAGGGGCGUGCUGCUCUCAUCACCUCCUUCUGUGUGUUCAAGUUCAUGGCACUCUACAGUAUUAUCCAGUACAUCAGUGUCACGCUCCUCUACUCUAUCCUCAGUAAUCUUGGAGACUUCCAGUUCCUCUUCAUCGAUAUUGCCAUCAUCCUCCUCAUUGUUUUCACCAUGAGUCUGAAUCCAGCUUGGAAAGAACUGGUGUCCCGUCGUCCCCCAUCAGGUCUGAUCUCGGGGCCUCUGCUUUUCUCUGUGCUGACCCAGAUCCUCAUCUGCUUGGGCUUCCAGACCAUUACAUUCCUUUGGGUCCGACAGCAGUCCUGGUACACAGUCUGGACACCACUUACAGAUGUCUGCAACUUGUCAUCACACGGUAACGUGUCCGAACACAAUGACACAGAAGUGGACGACCACAACAUCCAAAACUACGAGAACACCAGCCUCUUCUACGUCUCGUCCUUCCAGUAUCUCGUUGUUGCUAUCGUUUUCUCAAAGGGAAAACCUUUCAGGCAGCCUAGCUACAAGAAUUGGCCUUUUAUGCUGUCCGCAUUGAGUUUGUAUGUUUUCCUGCUGUUCAUCAUGUUCCACCCUGUCAAAGGCAUUGAUGAGUUUUUAGAGAUUGUUUGUGUCCCGUUUGAAUGGAAGAUAAAACUCUUCAUCAUCAUCGUGGUCAAUGCUUCUGUGUCUGUAUUCGCGGAGACCUUCAUCCUUGACAUCAUCUUAUGGAAGCUUGUGUUCAGCCGAGACAAACAGAGCAGCUUUGGCAUCACUCCCGUUGCCCCGACGGGACCACAGGGCUGCAUUGACCUGCGAGCGUACAAGUGUCUGUCCCGGCUGUGCUGCCCGGGCAAGAAUAAUCCGAAGGCUCGCUACAUGCAUCUGGCCCAGGAGCUCCGAGUGGACCCAGACUGGCCUCCAAAGCCAACCACCACCACUGAAGCCAAGUCCUGUCCAGAAAAUGGCUCCACCUAUCAGAUCAUCAUCAAGUCCUAGCACCCCCCCACGGCAGCUCACACUAUCUAACCUAUCCCUCCAAUUACAGGAGACGUGUAUGCAUACGACGCGUGUUCAGUGAAUGUACACAGACUGGCUUCUAUUACCGAAGGUUUUUGCAGCAACCUCUCUGGACCUAAAGAUUUCACAAGAGAACCAAACAAGUCAAUUUUUCUCUGGCUCAACCAUUCACACAGUCUCAGGUGUCUCUUGCUUGUUCUUUCCAUUUAAAUAUCAGUAGCAUUCUACCCAGGCUGGGAGUUUGGGUGAUAUGCCGAGUUCAAUAUGCACCUUGACCUCUUCAGAAACAAUCUAAAAGAUAGUUGGUUGAUCAAGAAAGAGGAUGGAAGAGAACGGUCUCAUUGACCAACACUGUAUCAUCUGAUCGUAUCAUAUGCCGUUUGGAUUUCGGAGCAGGCUAAACCUCACUUUAGUUGCUUCCCACUGGUUCACAGGUCCGACUUGUUGCAAGCGGCGCAGGCUCUCAUUGCUACUAUGUAGUGGUCUUCUAAAGCUAAUGUAAAUGUACAGAGAGUCAUUUAAAUAAGAGUAAGAAUUACCGCCCGGCAAGCACUUGUUAGAGAGUAUUGACUCAUAACCAAAAAGAAAAGCUUUAAAACCCACUAUAGACCCACAGGAAUGAACAAACAAAAACUAUUUGAGACCGGUAUGAAAAUAGUUUUCUGAGCACAAUACGGGAAAUCUUGGAGCAAAUUUCCGCCAAGUUGUUGUAUAUUUGCACACCUCCGAAUUUCCAUUGCAGGUAAUGCAUAAAUGAACUGAUUGGCCGUCAACAAUUGUAAGAUUUGGAAACGUAACGAUAAGUCUUGAAAUAUCCAUGUCUUUCCAAAGUUAACGGGACACAGAAGUGUUUGUAAAUCUGCAGUCAUCGGCCAUAACGUGACGUGGCCUCUCUGAAGAUCCUACUGCUGUCCCCGGCCACAAUAAUAAUUAAUCCCAUAUAUAUUUUUUUAGAACAUCCUAUACCUUACGUUAUAAGUAGGCAAGUUAGGUGAGAUGAGAGAGUUUUUGUUGUUGUUUUUUUGUAAAUUAAUCACAAAAUAAAGUACAUUAUACAUCAGAUUGAUGAUUUAAGCUACAAAGUGAUGAACCACCUAAACAUUUGGCACAAUAUUACUGCUUCUACAAAGUUAAGGACUAAAGACAACAGUGAGGAAAAUGGAUUUGCUAAUCUGCUCUUAAACACAAGCUGGGACCUCUGGCAGGAUCUCCAUUUUGGUUGUCAGGUUCUCGAUUUAUCGUUAUAUGUAGAAAAAUAAAAAAAAUAGACAAACACAAAUUUAAAUUUCAUCUAAAUGUUUUUGACAUGCCAAUUGAUCCAUUGAUCUGUAGUACCACCAACUGCUUAACGCUGUCGAUUACCUCGGAAACUACUGACUGAAUACUCUACAACUUCCGUCGUACUUUCAUAUUAAUCCAUACAAAGCGUUCUAACAUGUUAAAUGUUAGCACGCUACACUUCUACGACACCAGGCGUCUCAAUAACGUUUUUUCUACUGUGUAAUGUGCUUCGUACUAUCAUGGGCCACCAGUGUGACUAUUUUAUGAAUUAUAAUCGUAUGUUUUUGCAUCCAUUAGCCAUCUAAAAACCUACCCAGACUUGCAUGAAGCCAGUAACCCAGAGUCUCGUUAUGAAGGCUCGAAGGCUGCAAAACCCGAAAUAUUACUGCGAAUACAGAAUCAUCACAUUAACCGCUCUGUAUUACUACUGUAGAGUAUUCUGCACAAGAAACGGCGUCAGCAUGGAUAGCUUCCCGCGUGCAUGAGAUAAUACAAGUUAAAGCAUUCAACAUGUACAAACUCAUGUCAUCAAUACUUAAAAUAUAUUUUCUAAAACAAAACAAUUUCUUCCUAUGGAAGACUGAUUCCAAGCGUGAUAGUAAAUGAAGGCAUUGUGCAUCACAUCCGCCUGCUGCACAUUCAAAUAUCCACCCUGCAAAUGAUGGAUACAGAUCACCUUACACACUUCGUACAUAUUCAUGUACUGAACGCAGGCUACCUGCAAGGAGAGCUAAGGGCUAUGUUUUAUGUUGACUGCUUUUUCUUUGACGUUGGAAGUGAUGCUCCCCAAAAAUGAGUUCUUUAAGUAUCAAACACUCACUCCUGUAAACUUUGAAGGUGGCUAUUGGAUUGUGCCAUCUUAACAAUAGUUUGACAAUGGAAAUCCAGGGUAGAGAUCUACACUGGAGGAGUGGAUUGUGGUGUUUUUAGUAUCAUUUGUGACUGAUUGGAUUAAAGCCAACUGUGCUGCAAAGAGAAGAAAACACACGUUUUAAAGCCACCAGUGAUGGAUCCUCAAGGAAUGCUUGAGUGGGGAGUAAUACUUGGAAGCAAAGACACCAACACGCUUGCAGCUGGUUCUCAAUUUCCGCAUAUGUCUGUCUUUCAUGAAUUGUAGGGUUUGAUUUGACUGAUUUGGUGGUUAUGAAUCCCUUCAAAGGGUAUUGCUGCUACUCUUCCUCCCUGACAAAAUUGAGCAAAUAAUUUCUCUUACAUCAGGUUACACUUUCAAAUGCUCUAUAUAUGACAUUUCAUUAAGCUUGUCUAUUAUAAAUUAUUGAAUUCAUAUCGUGACAAGAUUUCCUAAUGUCGUUAUAACAAAUCUGAAGUUGCGCACUUCCUAAAAGCCAUUGUCUAUUGAGCUGCUUGUUAUAUUGCAAAUGCACAUGCAAGUUUUCAUCCUACUGUCUUUUUUUUAUUGCAAGCUCAAAUUUGAUGUGUGACUAUAGUCCGCAAGGACACGUUGUUUAUUCCAUGAACAAAGUAUCGUAUUUUGUUAUUUUGUGUGUAAAUCGUCAGCCUGAGAAGAAAAUAUAUAUAGAUACUAUAGAUGAAACAAAAAUUCUGAUAUGUUGUCAAAAACAGUGACUUACUAUGCUUCUAUAUAAUUGGCAUCUUCUAAUUUUGUGUUUGCUGCCAGGGUUUUAUUUGUUUUUGUUUCAUCGCUAGAAUCCUAUUGAGACUAAAACAGAAAGAACAGAAUUCAGUACAAUGCAAUACAAUUCUUGUUCCAAAAGUCUUUUCAUUGCAUCUGAAUUUGUAAUUUGAAAACGUUAAUGUUGAGUUUUUUGUUUAGUUCUUUCAAAAUGGAUUUAUCUACACAGAAUUGGACUUAAGUGAUAAUAAUAUUAGCGGUUGGAUUCUGUCUGUAUAUUUGACAUGUACAUUACUAGUGUGUGCACAAAAAUCAAAAGUUUUAGUAUAACAAUAAUGGAUUAUGGAUUAUCGAAGGGCUGGUUGUGUCUUUUUCUAGAGUUUUGGUACUGUGCUAAAAUCAGUUUUCUGUCUACCGUUUGAUUUGUACUGUCAAUUGAAUUUAUUUGUGCUUUUACUUCUGUUAUUGUGUUGCAUUAGCUUUCAUUAUGCUUAUUUGGGCAUGAAUCCUGGGCAUUUAUUUCACAAUUUGCAUUAGUUAUUGUGACGUGAUUGGGGCACUUGGAUCAUUUUAUGUUUUCUACGUUGGGUAAAAACAUAAUGCAGCACAUCUACUUAGGAGCUCUGUAUGUAUACAUAUAUUUAUGUAUGUAUAUGUAUAUAUACACACGUGUCGCCUCCUCUUAACAAAUUCAUCUGAACAGACAAUCGUGUUGCUUUUCUGUUGAUUUAUCCAAAGUGUAUAUUCUACUUUCUUUGUAGCUUUUUCGAAAGAUUGUUUGCAUGUAAAAAAUGAACUUGUAAUUGGCAAGAAGAAUGUGCAUUGCUGCUUGAUAUCAACUAUUGUAAAAGUGACUAUAUAGCUACUAAGGGCAAAAAUGAUUCGGUCUCCGCUGUGCCAUAAUUGUGUGCUCAUAAUUGUGUGCUUUGAUACAGAAAGGUUGUGUCCUUUACACUACGGUUUUGCCUUUUAUCAAAACACUGCUAUCUCACAACAAUGGAUUUUAUGCUGAAACCUCUAUGCGCUUUACAGGUACAAUAUAUACCGACUGUUGACAGUUAGCAUUGGCCUCUUGUUCACAUGUAUUUCAAUCAAUCGAAUAGCGUUUAGAUUAUGUCAGCCACUGAGUGUAUCAAGUCUCAUGUGGAUCUAGUUUCCUCAGGGAAAUGUGUUCAUUUGUAAUGAAUAAAGAAAAAUGAUGUAAGUUGGCACCCAAUCUGAAUGAAAAUGCAAUGUUAGUAAAACUUUUUAUUACACUCAAUAUGUGUGUAACUCUUCCAUUACAGAUAUCAAAUAGGUCUGUUUUUUAUUUGCAGCUCCACACCUCGGCAAGAGGAACUAUGUGUACUUUUUAUUGGCAGGGCUGUACGUUUUGGAAUUUUUUUGUACUUUGUAAUUUAUUUUGUAUUUAUUUUAAUUUCUUUCUCCCUGGGGAUUGUACUUCAGAUUUAUCUCAAUUUCUUUCUUUUCAAUAAAUGUUCUCAAAAUGGAA
Molecule: messenger RNA, 8452 nt
Organism: Gasterosteus aculeatus aculeatus (three-spined stickleback)
Lineage: Eukaryota; Metazoa; Chordata; Actinopteri; Perciformes; Gasterosteidae
Source: RefSeq, a predicted model, not a curated record